AUGACUAAUGAGGAAUGGGAAGCGGAAGUGAAGCUGAACAAGUAUGUAGAUAAGCUGAGAAAUGCACCCCUCCCUUGCCCUAAUAUUUGUACCCAACUAUUUGAUGGGGCGACCUCGACCGGUGUUCACAGUUGGGGGCCAUCUUCGGCACUACCUCAUCCCAAUAAAACCUUCAGUACACAUGCUUUUGAGGAUACAGAGAUGGAAGAACCAUCACCUCAUCCAGAUACCCCAAGCUCAACAGUGCCUCAACCUACUAGUGAGGAAUCAUCUGGGCAGACAAAAAACAAGGGGGGCAAACGAAAUGGUCCUAAAGAAACCACACUUGAUGAUGAGUUGAAAGAAGUUGGAAAAGAAAUUAUCAAGGCUGCACAAGCAUUCACAGAAGCAAAUAAUCUUGACAAGGAGAUGGAUGCUUGUAUGGCGAAGUUGACAAGGUUGGAGUGGGGAGAAUAUGAUCUGAAAUACACCACUGCUCUUAUGUUAUUUUCUGAAAGUGAUGGCAAUAGGAAAAUUUGGUUGUGCCUUAACUUUUCAACUUGUGAGUCGUGGGUAACAAAUGCGGGAAGAAAGUUUGGAUUAGUUGGUUGA
Molecule: messenger RNA, 591 nt
Organism: Lactuca sativa (garden lettuce)
Lineage: Eukaryota; Viridiplantae; Streptophyta; Magnoliopsida; Asterales; Asteraceae
Source: RefSeq, a predicted model, not a curated record